This is a messenger RNA of Ylistrum balloti, 884 nucleotides long. RefSeq lists its product as uncharacterized. NCBI's taxonomy places the organism in Eukaryota, Metazoa, Mollusca, Bivalvia, Pectinida, Pectinidae. Bases 1 to 462 code for a protein of 153 amino acids. The transcript is spliced from 4 exons. The record is from RefSeq and is a predicted model, not a curated record.
AUGGGCUUCUCAAUGUCCUUAAUCAUUGGCUCGGUGUGGAUAACAUUGUAUCUGACAACACCUGUACACUCAUCGUGUUCAUACUAUGGAAGUUGCAGUAACUACUACUACUACUACUACUACUACGACGGCGACUACUACGACAUCGACGACGCACUCAGUUUGUCAGCUGGAGCUAUUGCAGGGAUAGCAGUUGGAUCAAUAACUGGGUUAACCCUGCUGAUUGCACUCGUUACAUGCAUUUGUAAAAAGUUGACGAACACAUCUACACGACAGGCAGUUGUCUAUCCCGGAGGUGUAGCUACCACUGUCCAAGCCCAAGGUGUGAUCCAGGCACAAGCUUACCCCAUGCAAGGACAAGCCUAUCCUCAACCACCACCUGGCAACCCAGUUCAGGGUGCACGCAAUGCUCCUCCAAACUCUGAACAAAUUGUUCCUCCACCAAAAUAUUCCACUUCGUAGAACAGCAUGAGUGCCACUUAUGGGAGUGAUCUUCCGCAUAAAUUAUAUUUUUACAGAUCAAUUUAUAAAUCCGUCCAACUGAUGCUUUAAUCAAAAGAUUAUACAAGAUGUAUAUUUAUACAAUUAUGGAAUCAAAAAUGCUUAUCUAGUAUUGGUUGCAGUUUAUACAUUGUCUAUUAUUCAUUGACUAGCCAUAAUUAAGAAUUUACUCCGAAUAAUUUAGAGUUCUUCAUUUUAUCUAGAAGUUGCCCAGGUAUAACUCCGGUUUAGCAGGGUUAUCUGUAGUUUAUGAAGAAGUUUCCCUUGGUUAUCAUUAAGUUUCUCCGAUUUUUUAGAGAUAACUACAGUUUGUCUAGAUUACUUCGGUUUAUCCAGUGAUUAUAUCAUCCGGAUUUGUUAUGAUUAGAACAUGUAUUAUUGAA